UGGGACCUCACUGCGCCUGCGCGUCGCUCCGGAGCGCCUGGGUUGGGCAGGACCCGGCUCCGUGCAACUUUCAAGUGAGUUGCAAACUCCGCCCCGGAGGCCGGUACCUGUGGCCUUUUACGCCGGGACCGCGGCGACCCUCAGGAGCGAAAGCCGAGACCCGCCACCCCAGUCAGGGACAACUCAACACCCGGUUUUCUGCAGCAGAAAGUGCGGGUCGCAGCUGCAACUACCGAGCCGCGCGCCCGCGGGAGCCGGUCUAGCGUCCGCUUCCUGCGGCCGGGCCGGGGCGUCCGGUUUUCAGGACCCCGCGCUGCGGGAUCCGGAUUGGUGGGCUCGGGCUCAGCCUUCGCCUGAGAACAGCCGGACCGGCCCUCGCUUCCUGCUCCACCACUGGCCCCCUGCCCCAGCUCCCCCGUGCGGCCGUCCUUCGGGGGAUCUUGGGGUUCUCCUCUCUUCCCCAAGGCCGUCAGAAUGGUGUCCUGGAUGAUCUGUCGCCUGGUGGUUCCUAGCCCUCACCUCUGAGUACUCCAGCACCUGGCUCAGAUAUCCCAGUCUGCAGUCUCUCAGUGCCAGGCUGGUCUUUGGCAUGCUUUAUCCAGCUUACGCUUCCUACAAGGCUGUGAAGGCCAAGAACAUUCGCGAAUAUGUUCGGUGGAUGAUGUACUGGAUCGUCUUUGCAAUCUUCAUGGCGACAGAGACCUUUACGGACGUCUUUAUCUCCUGGUUCCCUUUCUACUAUGAGAUCAAGAUGGCUUUUGUGCUGUGGCUGCUCUCACCCUAUACCAAGGGGGCCAGCCUGCUUUACCGAAAGUUUGUCCAUCCAUCCCUGUCCCGCCAUGAGAAGGAGAUUGACGCCUACAUAGUGCAGGCCAAGGAGCGCAGCUACGAGACAAUGCUCACCUUUGGGAAGCGGAGCCUCAACAUGGCUGCCUCAGCGGCCGUGCAGGCUGCCACCAAGGGCCAGGGUGCACUGGCUGGCAGGCUGCGGAGCUUCUCCAUGCAAGACCUGCGCUCCAUCCCUGACACGUCUGCCCCCACGUACCAGGACCCCCUCUACCCAGAGGAUGAGGUGCCCCACCGGAGACCACCCAUCAGGUAUCGGGCAGGGGGCCUGCAGGACAGUGACACAGAGGAUGGGUGCUGGUCGGAUACUGAGGUGGCCCCCCAGCCAUCUGCCCGACCCCGAGAAAAGCCGCUGAGCCGGAGCCAGAGCCUGCGCAUGGUCAAGAGGAAACCGCUGGUGCGGGAGGGUACCUCCCGUUCCCUGAAGGUUUGGACCCGGAAGAAGACUGUGCCCUCUGACAUGGACAGCUAGGGCCUGCAGAGUCAAGCCCAGUCUUACCUCGUGCCCUGAAGGGCCUGGGAGGCUGUCUGCAGGGACCUCAGCUGCACAUCUGGCCUGCCUGCACCAGCCGCCUGUUUCCUGCAGGGCAGCUGCUGGGAUGAACCCGCCAUGUACCAAAGCCUUUGGGCCCAUGGUCCUAUUUAUUGCCUUCCUCAACCCUCUGCCUUUUGGGGUGUGGGACUAGAGCCCCCCAAACCCUUGCCAAUGAAACCGAAAAUCCACACAACUGUGCAUUCCUUCCUGUCCUUCUAAGUACUUGACAGCCUUUUCCAAGGCCUGAUGUGUGUGUCCCGGUUGUAUGUUUUGUGUUGGUGAAUGAGGUGAGGCUUGUGAACUUUUUCGUAAAUAAAUGCAUAAAGAUGC
Molecule: messenger RNA, 1711 nt
Organism: Chinchilla lanigera (long-tailed chinchilla)
Lineage: Eukaryota; Metazoa; Chordata; Mammalia; Rodentia; Chinchillidae
Gene: Reep4
Product: receptor accessory protein 4
Exons: 9
Coding region: 590-1318 (242 amino acids)
Biological process (GO): endoplasmic reticulum tubular network organization
Cellular component (GO): endoplasmic reticulum membrane; cytoplasmic microtubule; endoplasmic reticulum tubular network
Molecular function (GO): microtubule binding
Source: RefSeq, a predicted model, not a curated record